CUCAUCUCUAGCCUCCUUAUUUUUGACGGUGGCGCGAUUAAAUGAUUUUACUUAGAAUUUCGUUGAAUGGUAGUGUUCCUAAGAUGUUUCCGCCCAGUCUACGCCGCACAGAGACGUUGCUGCGCUAAUCAAACCAGGGAGAUGAAGUUCCUCAAUGUGGCCGAGAAGAACGAUGCGGCCAAGACGAUUGCCGGACUGUUGUCCCAGGGUGCGGCGCGUCGGCGCGAGGGAUACUCGGUAUACAACAAGGUGUACGACUUCGAGGCGCCAGUGCGCGGCCAAAAUGCCAAGAUGGUCAUGACCUCCGUCUCCGGCCACCUGAUGCAGCUGGAGUUCCCGGUGUCCUACCGCAAUUGGCGCAUCGUUGAUCCCCGCGUGCUUUUCGAUGCGCCCGUGAAGAAGAGUGUCGGUUCGGACUAUCAGCCCAUCAAGCGGACAUUGGAGCGCGAGGUGCGCGGCUGCCAGGGCCUGAUCAUCUGGACGGAUUGUGAUCGAGAGGGCGAGAACAUUGGCUACGAGAUUAUCGACGUCUGUCGUGCCAUUAAACCGAAUCUGACGGUUUAUCGGGCCAGCUUCUCGGAGAUCACAACGGCGGCAGUGCGCCGGGCUCUCCAGCAGCUGGGCCAGCCGGACAAGCGGCAGAGCGAUGCAGUGGAUGUGCGCAGCGAGCUGGACCUACGCACUGGGGCAGCCAUUACCCGCUUCCAGACAAUGCGCCUGCAACGGUUGUUCCCCGAGAAGAUAGCAGAUAAGCUCAUAUCCUACGGAAGCUGUCAGAUCCCCACUCUGGGGUUCGUCGCCGAGCGUUACAAGGAAGUGGAGGCCUUUGUCUCUGAGCCCUUUUGGAAGAUCAGAGUUCUCCACACGAUUGAUGACCUGACGGUGGAGUUCAAUUGGGCUAGGAACCGUCUAUUCGACAAGGAAUCUUGCGAGAACUACCUGCUGCUGUGCCUCUCAGAGCCCGCUCCGCGUGCUCUUGUGGAGAGCGUUACGGUCAAGCCGAAACACAAAUGGCGCCCCACGCCAAUGGAUACGGUGGAAAUGGAAAAGCUCGGCUCUCGCAAGCUGAAGCUGUCGGCCAAAGAGACGAUGACCAUUGCUGAGAAGUUGUACAGCAAGGGUUUCAUCAGCUAUCCCCGCACGGAGACGAACCAGUUCUCCAAGGAGUUCGAGCUGGCGCCCCUGGUCCAGAUGCAUACGGGUCACCCCGAAUGGGGAGCCUUUGCCCAGCGGGUGGUCGACUGGGGUCCGAAUCCACGCAACGGCAGCAAGUCGGAUCAGGCGCAUCCCCCCAUACAUCCCACCAAGCCGGCAGACAAUUUGCAGGGGAACGAUGCUCGGGUCUAUGAACUGGUGGUCCGGCAUUUCCUAGCUUGUGUCAGCAAGGAUGCCAUCGGUUCUGAAACCCUGGUACACAUCGACAUUGCCGGCGAGAAGUUUACGGCCAACGGCCUGGUCAUUCACGAGCGCAACUACCUUGACGUUUAUGUGUACGAAAAGUGGAACGCCAAGCAGAUCCAUCACUACGAGCAGGGGCAGCGCUUCGAGCCGACAGAGGUGUCGCUGCACGAGGGUGCUACCACUGCCCCCCCUUUGCUGACGGAGGCGGAUCUGAUAGCUCUGAUGGAGAAGCACGGAAUCGGAACGGAUGCCACGCACGCGGAGCAUAUCAAUACGAUCAAGGAACGUGGCUACAUCGGAGUGUUGGACAAGGGGGCUUUGGUGCCGGGUGUUAUUGGGAUGGGACUCUACGAGGGCUAUGAUGCCAUGGAACUGGCUCUGGCUAAGCCCCAGUUGCGCGCAGAGUUCGAAUCGGACCUAAAACUCAUUUGUCAGGGUCAAAAGGAUCCCAAGGUGGUUCUGAUGGAGAAUAUAGCCAAGUAUAAGCAGUCCUACCAGCAGAUUACCGACAAGGUCACCGCCAUGGACACGAAGAUAGCGGCUCGUAUUAACGAAACUCCCGCGGCGAAUCCCCCGAACCAAGAAUCGGAAAGCGAUCAUAUGCAAAUGCUCUUCAAAUGCCCCAAGUGUAAUGAAGGCACCUUGGCUUUGAAGGCCAAGAAGAACCAGCAGGGCUGGUACAUCGGCUGCACCAACUUUCCCGACUGCAAGAAUGUUGUCUGGCUGCCCAUGGAAUGCAAGGAUGUGACCGUUUUGGAUGAGUGCUGUCCGAGCUGCGGCGAUACACACCGUCUGCUCAAGUUCCGCCUGAGCACGCCCUACUAUCGCGGCGUGUUCAACACUCCAAGUGGCUGGUACAAGACCUGCCUGCCCUGCGACAAUCUCUUCCGCUCCACGUUCAACAUUAAUUUGGAUUCUGUAAAGAGAGCAGGCCGUAUUGUGGGAGAGGCAGGAAGUGGGGGAGACUGGCGACCAGGACCGGGAGGAGGUGGUGGCGGAGGAGGAGGAAGUGGCGGAGGCGGAGGAGGAGGAGGAAGUGGCGGUAGCGGAGGAGGAGGAGGAAACUCAGCUAGUUGGGGCUCCUUAGGUUCUGGUCCUCCUCCAACUAGAAAGCCAAAUAAGCCCAUUGAUGGCGGACCCAAGAAACCACCAGGAAAAACCAAGAAACCACCAAAAGCCGAAACAAAACCCAAAAAAGGCCCAAAAUCCAGUAACAGCUCUUCCACUGGCGUCACCAUUCGCAGCUACUUUAGUUGUGCGGCUGCCAACUCACCCUCCACCGAACUGGAUGGCUUCUUUGACAGUAAUGAUGGCUUUGAGGAGGCCAUGCUGGCUGCUGUGGACUCUGUGGACACCAGUACAAGCACGACUCAGCCACAAGUCGCCAAUCCCAUAACCCUGGAUGACGACAUAGCCGCUGCCUUUGCCGCAGAUGAUGAUGCCGAGUUUGAGGCCUUGGUGAAUGGCAACACUCAAAAUGAUGAGCGUCUGGACAUGAGUCUGUCGGACUGGAUGAAGGCACAGGACGAAGUGAAUGAGAAGCCUAUGGUGUGGGGUAGUCGAGCCCGCUCAGCCGUCGCUACUCCAGCAUCCACACCGCCUCCGAAACCAGUAGCUAAACGUCCUCGCUUAGACAGCACCGAAUGGGAUAGGCCUACCACUGGGUCUGCCGAUCCUGAAGCAGUGCUGUGCACAGGAUGUCAUCAGCCGGCUCGUCAACACACCGUGCGAAAGGAUGGUCCCAACCAGGGCAGGCAGUUCUACAAGUGCCCCAAGUCCAACGAGUGCAAGUUCUUCCAAUGGGCUGAUGAGGAACAAGCACCAACUUCAUCGAGACAACCCACGCAGAGCAGCAGCACCAAUGCCACCUCCUGGGGCACAAAUCGUGUCGUUACUCUGCCAAGUCACCAGGAGAGAAGCCACCAAGGUGGCGUCAUGCGCUCCAACUCAAGCAGCACUGUCACCAUAACUCAAACCAAGACGAAGACGAAGACCACGCAAAACCAUGGAGAGGAGGAGGUCAAGUGCAACUGCGGACAGGUAGCCAGCAGUCUUAUUGUGCGCAAGGAUGGACCCAACCAGGGCAGGCCCUUCUUUGCCUGUUCCACGCGGGAGAAGUCAUGCGGCUUCUUCAAGUGGGGCGAUGAGGAUCAAAGCCAAGGUACCAGCAGCAGCAGCAGCGCUUCCUGGGGAUCGGGCAAUCGAAAACCGCCAGCAGAUUCUUCUGAAAAGACAGGGAAAUCGCGUCGCUGUGGCCUUUGUCGCCAGGAAGGGCAUACUCGCAAUAAAUGUCCGCGAAAGAAUGACUUUGAUAUGUAGGUAAAAACCGCAUAAAGUUGGAGGAAAAUUAGAAUUUUCUGCAUAAGAAAUUGCACAUAGUGAAAACAAAUUUGUUGACAAAGGUUUGUUUUUUUCUAAAAUGUAAAUAAGGUUCAUAAUAACGAUUAUUCGUUAUAUAGUAUUUAAGGUGAAACAGAAAUAUAUUUGGAAACAUAUUUGUAUAUUUUUUAAAAUGAA
Drosophila kikkawai is the source of this 3918-nucleotide messenger RNA. RefSeq names its product topoisomerase 3-alpha (gene Top3alpha). The record is from RefSeq and is a predicted model, not a curated record. Gene Ontology annotation, cellular component: nucleus; chromosome. Gene Ontology annotation, molecular function: DNA topoisomerase type I (single strand cut, ATP-independent) activity; DNA binding; zinc ion binding. NCBI's taxonomy places the organism in Eukaryota, Metazoa, Arthropoda, Insecta, Diptera, Drosophilidae. Gene Ontology annotation, biological process: DNA topological change.